UUUUUUUUACUGAUAGCUAUGCAUGCUGUUUUAUAUAUGAUAUGUAGACUUUUUUUAAUUUAUUAUUAGUCAGCAAAAUUUAUUAUUUUUUUGUGCAAUUAUUAUUAUUUUUUUGGAAAAAUUUUUUGUAUCUUUGUUGAUUGUGGAAUUGAAGGAUGUGCGACCCAACUUUCACAUAUCGAACCACCAAGAUUACUAUCUUACGAAAUCGUACUAAGAUAUUAGUGCAAUUCAUAAAAAAAAUGCUAAUAUACAGAACCAUACUCUCCAACAUCAAUGUCGAGUUUUACCUCCAUAUUUUUUUCAUACGUUUGUUGGAAGAAACAUUUUAUCAAUGAUGAAACUAAAAAUGUACUCUCUUGCAUGUAUUUUUAGAUCAUACGUGUGCAUGCUGAAUUUAUAUUUAACAUACAUUGCAUGCCAUAAGCCAAUGAGCAAAGAUUAAACGACUGCAAUAAAUCCGACUACUUCCCGUAGGUUUAGAUGGGCCGCUUUAGGUAGCAUCUGGUGAUCUAAAUAGAAUUGCUAUUGUGAUCGAGAUCACCAAUAAUUUUUAUUUUAGAAUUAUCUGAUCUUCAAUGAUCUAAGAUUACCGUAUGCUAUGUUCCAAUGACUAAAGAUAUUUGGAUAUUCACAGUUAAUCUAUUUAGUAUAUUAUAGAAAUCCAAAAUCUAUUUAGUAUAUUAUGAAAAUCCAAAAUCACCGAGUACUAAAGCUAUUCCUAAUAUAUUUCAUAUAUUUUAAUAUUUUAAUUCUGGUUGAAGGAAUAUUUCUGCCUCCAAAUUCUACGUCCACGUCACUAUCUUCGGGUGAUUUUUUAAGGAUGGGUCUAGAUCAUUAGAUUCAGCAAACAUUUUAAAAGUGGGGACGAUUUGAAAAUGUAAUCAAAUACACUGGUUUUGUUACGUCCAUCUACAUCUUCCAUCAUCCUGGGGUCAUCACUGCGAUGACUGCAUACAGCUUCUAGGGUCGCAGGAAUAUAAAUUGGGUGCCGUUAGAGUAGGGUGGCUUAGAAGAUCUUUCUUCUUAAAUUUAUUCCCCUUGAUGGAAGACGGUCAAUUUGACCGAAUCAACUUGGCAGAAAUCCAACGGUUGGACGACAAUGAUUGGCUCAUCCUACCCGAUACCACCGCCAUCACAGCAUCAACCACCAUUCCAUGGAUGGACUCCACGUAGACCCCAUCGAUAGAGCUCGGGAACAACUCCACCAUCAAUCCCUCGCCCCACUUCGCAAAAGCUUCGAAAACGCUCCCCUCCUCCAUUAACGCUACGAAACAGCAGAUGGGACCAACUUUAUCUCGCAGCACCACGGCGUACCCAAAUGUCGUCAUCUACCCUAAAAAAGGCCAGCUUCCAUUCUCUCAUCCUACCAGUUCCUAUUUCACAGUUUGCUUCAAAAGAAGAGCCCAGGGUAUUAUGAUACGCCAUUAAUGGUGGAGGUGGGGCACGCAAAAUAACGGCCGGUGCGUUUCGUUUUUCCACCUGGACGUCGAUAUCCUUCGGCCGGCCUCAUUACUCCCCCACUUGGGUCUCUCUCUCUCUCUCCUCUUUUCCUCUCUUAUUACUUCUGACUUCGCCCUCCAAUAUAUCCUUGCCGAUUCCCAAAGCCACACACGCAUGCACUCUCUCUCUCCCAUGCUAUUUUUAGGCACAAAAUGAACUCAUAAUCUGCUCUAGAACUCUAGAAUUCUCCACGCUGCAUGAAGGAACACCACCAUUAUUCUGACACUCGCAUGACCUCCCUCCUACUAUAUAUCUAGUGGGUUUUCUAAGAUUUUGGCUCCUCCUAAUCAUGUCCCAAGGAGGUCAAGUCACCGCCGAGUUCGUCGUUGCUUCGGAGAUGGCAACGGGAGGAGGCGCCGGCGUUGGUUCUGGUUCGGCGGGACAGCCGGUGACCAAGCUGGUGAUGAUGCCUUUAUUUGACAGCGCCGAGGAAACGGCGUCGAAUGGAGUGGAAGCGACAGGAGGUUGUGAUGAAAUGAUCGCUGGACAGGUUGAGCAGGAGUCGUCAAAGGCGUUGCAGCUUCCUGCCUUGCAAUUCCAACUAGGUCACAGCCUGCGUGGAGCCGUGAAUGCUUCGUGUAUUUUAUAUUUGAUGCCUGUGCUUAAUCUGAUUCUGAAAACUAAUGAUUGAUACGAACACAAUUCACAAUUUAUAACUUGAUCUUACAUUUCAUUUCUUCUUCUUUUUUUCCUCUAACUUUAAUCAUGUUGAAUGGUCUAUAUUGUAGGUGAAUCAACCCAAAUACAUUAAUCAAAUAAAUCUAUAACUUGUAUAUGCUGAAUUAUGUAUUCUUGAUGAAUGACACAGUGUUGUCUGGGCUUGAGUUGACAACUAUUUGUACCGCUCUCAUUAGAAGUAUCGUUGGAAUCUAUAGUAAUGUUGAUAUAUUGUUUACAGUAUAUCGAGCUUUUCUUCUGUAUUUUGAAACUAAGGUUGACUUAGUUAAGCUUCUUUUUCUAUAGGUUGUCACUGCCUCAAGGCCUCCUCUAACAAUUUAGACUCACUUUUCACGUCUAUCUUUCCAAUGUCAACUAACGCACUGAGAGCAAAUCUUAUGAAUUAUCUACUUUCAUAUCAUGGUUCUCUAUAUGAUGAUCUGCCCCAUCCAUUUUCUGCUUCGAAUUUGAAAGUACAUAACGAUGCGAUCAAAGACCCUUCUAAUACCUCUCAGAUGCAAAUGAAAAGCUCCUCUCCAAACACUCCAAACAAGUUGUAUCCUGAAUCAGCUUGCCAGUGUAAUCCUAUGGCUGGACCAAACGUUCUUUCAGCAUCUACAAGAGGUUCACUAAUGAAUUUCGUGGAUGAUGGACAUCUUGAUGUCAAGGAGACUAUGAAUCAUGGGCUGGAGGAAUUGAAAAUGGUUCUACAAAAAGAGUUAACAAAUAGUGAUGUUGGAAGAAUUGGGAGAAUAGUCCUACCUAAGAAGGAGGCCGAGUCUAACCUUCCUCCCUUAUCUGAAAGAGAUGGAAUGAUGCUGCAGAUGGAUGACUUGAUACUUCCAACAACAUGGAAAUUCAAGUACAGGUUCUGGCCAAACAACAGAAGUAGAAUGUAUAUUAUGGAAACUACAGGUGAUUUUGUAAGAACCCACGGUCUUGAGGCAGGGGACUUCUUCAUUAUUUACAAAAGCUCUGCAUCUGGAAAUUAUGCGGUUGCUAGCAAGAAGGGCAAUCGACUGCCUACAUCUGUGGAUUUGCUACAUUGUCACACCAUGAACCAAUGCAACAUGAAUGAAGAUGGCAACUCUUGUUUGUCAAGAAUUGGGAAGGUGAGAGGUGCCAAACACCAGCUGUGUUUAGAGCCAAGUAAAAGCUUGGGACAGGGUAGCCAUUCUUUUCUCACCGUGGCCAGAAAUGAUUCCUUGAGGACUGGUGUCCUGAAUGAUUUUGAUGGGCACCCUGCUGGUCCUCAUUUUCAAAACCUCCCUCCUUAGAUAACAGUCCUAAGGAAACAUGUUUCUUUCUCAGUUACAGGGUCAGCUGGUCGAUUAUUCUAUGAGUUUUUGGAGGAAGGAUUCCCAAUCUCUGUAUUAAACAUCUCCAUGUAACUUUUGAAUUUUUAAAGUUUGUACUGGUGCUGCAUUUUAUAUUCUGUUGACCUUGGAUUUAUGUUUAUGUUUCCAUUGUUUAAUGAUACAGAAAGUACAUCAUGUAAACACUUAGAAGGUUUUUAGUAGAAAAAAAAGCUAUCAUCUCAAAACCCCUAAUAUUAUCUGCAGUUUCACAACAAAAUGAUGAGAUAAUGUACCGAGAAAUCAAAUGUAGGUUUCGUCAUGCAUCUCUAACCUAGUAACUUGAACUAUACUAAAUCAUCAUUUGAGGAGAUAUGCAACAUUCUUUGACUAAUU
Phoenix dactylifera (date palm) is the source of this 3851-nucleotide messenger RNA. The record is from RefSeq and is a predicted model, not a curated record. NCBI's taxonomy places the organism in Eukaryota, Viridiplantae, Streptophyta, Magnoliopsida, Arecales, Arecaceae.